Molecule: messenger RNA, 192 nt
Organism: Strongylus vulgaris
Lineage: Eukaryota; Metazoa; Nematoda; Chromadorea; Rhabditida; Strongylidae
Source: the annotation of a GenBank genome assembly
AUAAGCGUGAUUCAUGGUCACAUGAAGGCUGGAAUAGGCGAGGAGGUUUUGGUCGUGGUUUCGGUCACAGCGGUGAGCGGUUUGGUCAUAAUGGAUACUAUGGUAAUCGCGGAUUUGGUGGCUAUUCACCCUUUCAACAACAAGGAGGAUGGGGAUGGGGCAAAUAGCGAUGAAGCGCUGUGUAGCUUGUAA